Plasmodium fragile is the source of this 1323-nucleotide messenger RNA. RefSeq lists its product as uncharacterized. The record is from RefSeq and is a predicted model, not a curated record. Gene Ontology annotation, molecular function: pseudouridine synthase activity; RNA binding. Lineage: Eukaryota; Apicomplexa; Aconoidasida; Haemosporida; Plasmodiidae. The coding region runs from base 1 to 1323 and encodes 440 amino acids. The transcript has 3 exons. Gene Ontology annotation, biological process: pseudouridine synthesis.
AUGGCUCCCCACGCCAUCAUUAGAGCAACCAUGUCUGAAGGACAAAUAUGCGCUAAUUUUGUUUCCAUUCGUUGUGGAACCCAUUCCGUAUCCCUUUUUCCGAUGCAGAGUAACGGUCGAAUUGGAAUGCUUUUCCUGAAGAGGAAGUUUUCCCAAGCGGUCAAGUCUGCCCUUGACUUGAACAAGUCAGUGCUCUACCAGGAUGACGACUACCUCGUGGUGGAAAAGGCGUACGGAGUAUCCACCUUCGGGCGAGCCCCACAAAAGGAGAGCAUAAUCAAAAGCCUGGAGGGGCUAAACCUAGAGGAGCAUGAAAGCGCAAAUGUUUUGUACAAGCUGCACAACCAUGUGGGGGGGUGCCUACUGAUCUGCAAAAAUAAAUUCAUAAAAAAUCACACCUAUGGAAAUACCUUCUUAGCAUUAGUUUACGGUCAUGUGGAAAAUGCACAAAAUGUUCAAAUCAAAUUGGGCCUCAAAAAUUUGCCCAAUUCAGGAAUGAUGAUCCCCUCAAACGGGCAUGACCAUUUGAAAGACUUGAGGACGAUUAAGUAUGAAGUCAUGAGUAACACCAUUUCGUAUGAGGCCCAUAAGUUUAGUCUGUUGAAAAUUCAUACCACAGCAAAAGACGCAAAGUUCAUAAAGCCUUUAAUAUUUUAUUCGCUCUGCACCUGCAUUGUCGGUGAUAAUGAAUACAUUGGGGGUUGGAAGAAGAUGAGAAAAAAUGGGUUCUUUGGUUACCGUGAUGUGGGUGGUCAGGUGGAGAAAGCUAACCGCUUGCUAGUGAAGAGGCUACCUCAUGUGGGCAAAAAUAAUGAGUUGAUGCUACACCUGCAUUGCUUAAGUGUGACCUUCCAGUCCACAUGCAAUCGAGUCGUGUCCGUCUUAUCUCCACUUCCCCAACAUAUGCGAGAGACGCUGAACUUGCUGGGUGCGCCCUCACUAACUCAGGCCAUAGAAACACAGGUGGAAGCCUCAAAUGAAUACUCCAGAAGGGUCAGUAAAAAACUUAGUUCCGUUGUGCACGCGCAGGAAGGCAACGUUCGAGGUGAUAGGUUGAAAAAAAAGGAAAAGCAUUUUCACAAAGAUGCGCAUGAGGGUGAAGAUGAGGUAGAAGGCGACGGCACAGGCGAAGCCGAUCUGUUCUACGACAUGAUGCAGGAUGAGGGAAGACUGGAACGAGAAAAUGAAAAACUCCUAAGUGAAAUAUAUAGGCAAAAUGAAAGUAAAAACGGGAAGCCCCGAUCCGGGAGAGGAGUGCUGGCCAAGGAUGUCCACAAGUUGACUCCCUCCGAUGCGCCUAUCUUUUUCGCAGAUAUGCAGUGA